AUGAAGUACGUGUUGGUGACGGGAGGAGUGGUGAGUGGGCUGGGUAAAGGCGUGACUGCCAGCAGCAUCGGCCUUAUCCUCAAGGCCUGUGGCCUUCGCGUUACUUCCAUCAAGAUUGAUCCUUAUUUGAAUACGGAUGCGGGAACUAUGUCUCCUUUUGAACACGGAGAAGUGUUUGUUCUCGAUGAUGGUGGGGAGGUGGACCUGGACCUUGGAAACUACGAGCGGUUUCUGGAUAUAAAACUGACACGAGACAAUAACAUAACGACCGGAAAAAUUUACCAGGCAAGUACUUCCGUAAUCGACAAGGAGAGGAGGGGAGAUUAUUUAGGGCAAACAGUUCAGGUUGUGCCUCACAUAACUGAUGCCAUCCAAGAGUGGAUUGAACGUGUUGCUGCUAUACCAGUGGAUGGGAAAGAGGGCCCAGCUGAUGUUUGUGUUAUAGAGUUGGGUGGGACUAUUGGGGAUAUUGAGUCGAUGCCCUUCAUCGAGGCUCUUGGACAAUUUUCAUAUCGAGUUGGUGCUGGGAAUUUUUGUUUAAUACAUGUCAGUUUAGUGCCUGUUGUAACUGUUGUUGGUGAGCAGAAAACAAAGCCAACUCAACACAGUGUUAGGGGACUUCGAAGCUUGGGUCUGACACCAAAUAUUUUAGCGUGCCGCAGCACAAUGGAACUUGACGGAAAUGUCAAAGAAAAGCUUUCUCGUUUUUGCCAUGUUCAGAUAGAUAAUAUAAUCACACUCUAUGACGUUUCCAACAUCUGGCAUGUGCCUUUGCUUUUGAGAGACCAGAAGGCCCAUGAGGCAAUUUUGAAGGUUCUGAAGCUCAAUAGUCAUGCUGGGAAACCUGCUCUCGAGGAAUGGACAUCUAGGGCAGAUCUGUGUGAUCUGUUGAACGAGCCUGUUAGAAUUGCUAUGGUUGGUAAAUACACGGGACUUGCAGAUUCUUAUCUCUCUGUGCUGAAGGCUCUUUUGCAUGCUUCUGUUGCGUGCCAUAGAAAAUUAUGCAUAGAUUGGGUUCCCGCAAGUGAUCUUGAAGAUGCUAGUGCAGAAGAGAAUCCUGAUUCUUAUGAAAAUGCUUGGAAAUUGUUGAAGGGGGCAGAUGGAAUAUUAGUUCCUGGAGGUUUUGGUGACAGAGGAGUGGAGGGUAAAAUCCUGGCUGCAAAGUAUGCCCGUGAAAACAAGGUCCCGUAUCUUGGUAUAUGUCUGGGAAUGCAAACUGCAGUAAUUGAAUUUGCUCGAUCUGUUCUUGGACUACAUGAUGCAAACAGUACAGAAUUCGCUCCAAACACACAGCACCCUUGUGUUAUUUUCAUGCCAGAGGGUUCAAAAACACAUAUGGGAGGCACUAUGCGUCUAGGAUCAAGGAGGACAUACUUCCAUUGUACCUCGAGUAAAUCGGCAAAGUUAUACGGAAAUAGGAGUUUUAUUGAUGAGAGACAUAGACACAGAUAUGAGGUUAAUCCUGAUAUGGUUCAGCAACUCGAACAUGCCGGUCUCUCUUUCACUGGGAAAGAUGAAAGCGGAUGUCGCAUGGAGAUAGUUGAGCUGCCUAGUCAUCCUUACUUUAUCGGAGCUCAAUUUCAUCCUGAGUUCAAAUCACGACCAGGAAAGCCCUCCGCCCUUUUCUUAGGACUUGUAGCUGCGGCUUCCGGUCAGCUAGAUGCCUUGUUAAAGAAAGGUGCAACAAAAACAUGCAGGAUGAGCAAUGGUUCCUCAACAAUAAAGGCACACCUCUAUGAGAAUGCAACUAAGAUAGCAGCUAAUGGGUCUUACUGCAAUGGGAAUGGUUUACAUGCUUGA
Messenger RNA from Striga hermonthica, 1800 nucleotides. The record is from the annotation of a GenBank genome assembly. Lineage: Eukaryota; Viridiplantae; Streptophyta; Magnoliopsida; Lamiales; Orobanchaceae.